Messenger RNA from Rhagoletis zephyria (snowberry fruit fly), 5683 nucleotides. RefSeq names its product Insulator su(Hw) mRNA adaptor (gene Isha). The record is from RefSeq and is a predicted model, not a curated record. Gene Ontology annotation, molecular function: RNA binding. NCBI's taxonomy places the organism in Eukaryota, Metazoa, Arthropoda, Insecta, Diptera, Tephritidae. Gene Ontology annotation, cellular component: nucleus.
UGAAGAAUCGCCAUUUUGCUUUUUCAGUUUCCCUGAAUUUGUGCAUGUGUGAAAAUUUUAGCCGAAAAAGUGAACCGCACCAAAAAAUUAGCGCGGUUUUUUGUGAAAAUAAUUCACAAAUUUAGUGAAAUUUUGACGGAAACUCAGUGCAAAACUUGUACGAAACAUUCAGUUGUUUAGUUUAUAAGUGCGGAGAGUGUUAUGAAGUGAAAAUAGAACGUUGAGUUCAUAGCAAAAAAAUUGGCAGCAGCUUAGCAGUGUAUUGUGUUCUUGCAAAAUGGAAAACGUUGUCGCCUUCAAUAAUGAGCUCUCUAGCCUCUAUGAGCAGAAACCGCCUAUAUCAAAGGCUAAAAUGGCAGCAAUCACUAAAUCGGCUAUGCGCGCCAUCAAAUUCUACAAACACGUCGUUCAAAGUGUCGAGAAAUUCAUACUCAAAUGUAAACCGGAAUAUAAAGUGCCCGGCUUGUACGUCAUCGAUUCAAUCGUACGACAGUCGCGUCAUCAAUUCGGACCAGACAAAGAUGUUUUUGCGCCACGUUUUGCCCGCAACAUCAAGGAAACUUUCGCGAAUCUAUUUCGUUGUGCUCCCGACGAUAAAAGCCGCAUUAUACGUGUGCUUAAUUUAUGGCAGAAGAACAAUGUCUUUGCUCCUGAAGUUAUACAACCGAUUUUCGAUUUAGCCGAUCCCAAUCAUCCGAUUUAUCAACUACCACCACCAGGCGCUGCUGGUGGUCAAGGCAUUGGUGGAAGUGGUUUAGGUGAUAUUUCAUCGGGUGGAGCCAAUGGGCUGAAUAUAUCAAGUUCUUCUAUGGACAUAAGCAUUGGCAAUAUGAAUGCAGCUGCUAUGGCAACAGGAUCCAACAAUAUCGAUGAUAAGCAUGGUGGAAUGCCGGAUUUGUCGUCGAUGAGUCAUGAGAAGGCUCAGAGCGUACUUGAUAACAGUACAUUGCGUCAACUGGAACAUAUGCAGCAAUAUCUAAAACGCCAUAGCGCUGUAUCAGCGCCAGUGAGCUCGACCAAGUCAACACGUGAAUUGCGUGAAAUGCGUGAAACUACACGUGAACCACGCGAGUCGCGUGAGCUGCGUGAAUCACGUGAAGGACGCGAAUUGCGAGAGCUACGUGAAACUCGGGAACUUCGUGAAACGCGAGACCUUCGUGAAACGCGUGAACUUCGGGAAACGCGGGAAAUUCGUGAAUCGCGAGAUCUGCGCAUCGAUCGAGAUGCACACGAGUACGCACGUCUGAUCGAUAGCGGCGCAGCUGGUAUGAGCAGUCGAAAUACCAACAGUAGUGGUGGUGGUGGAAAUGGCGGCGCCGGCAGCAGCGGUCUCCCCGGGGCUGGCAAUAAGACGCAACACACCGAAUCGUAUGCAAAAUAUUCGAAAAGCACACAUGAAGUUAUAAUCGAAGAUGAUGAGGGCAUAGACAACAACUCACCGCAGCAUACAUCUAAGCUGAUUGAUAAUAACAAUCUGCAACAACUACUCAAUGAUCCCAAUGUUUUGCGCCAACUGCAAACCCUGCAAAAUUUCCAAAAAAUGAAACAGCAGGAAGAACAGCAAUACAAAAUGAACGAAAUGCGCAUGCAGGAAGUAGAGUUCGAGAAACAUUUACAAAAUGUUUUAAAGACGCAAUCUGGUGGUCACAACAUUGCCCCUGAUACUAACGAGUUCAACAAAGAAGUGGAAUUUGUGUCGGUGGAACAGAAAAUUGAGGUUAUCAAUUUGGAUGGCAACGACUCACGCAGCCCAUCACCAUCGCAUGAUCGUGAUCGCUAUAAGCCUACUCGUCGUCGCAGCAGCCGUAGCCGCAGUCGUUCGCGCUCCCGAGACCGUGGUCGCCGUCGGCGUUCACGUUCUCGUUCACGCAGCCGUUCACCACGCGGCUCGUACAGACGUCGAACUUCACGUGAUCGUGAUCGCAGCGAACGAAGUAGCAUCAGAGAUAAGGAGAAGGAACGCGAGCAUGAGCGCGAGCGCCGCAGGAAAGGACUGCCAGAUGUAAAGAAGGAGCAUUUAAGCGUUUGCAGUACUACAUUGUGGGUGGGUCAUCUCUCAAAACUUGUCUACCAAGAGGAAUUAUCCGACACAUUUGGCGCGUAUGGCGAUAUCGUAAGCAUCGAUUUGAUUGUGCCGCGUGGCUGUGCAUUUAUCGUUAUGAACAGACGUCAGGAUGCGCACAAAGCCAUGCAAGGUCUGAAGAAUCACAAACUUCAGGGCCGCGCCAUCACCAUCUCGUGGGCUGCCGGCAAGGGUGUUAAAAGCAAGGAGUGGAAGGACUUCUGGGAUCUGGAGUUGGGUUGCACCUACAUCCCUUGGACUAAGUUGGAUAAUGAAACGGAUUUGGCUUCCUUAGAAGAGGGCGGCAUGUUCGACGAAGAUUCAAUGCCCGGUUGGGUGAAGGACAAAAUCAAUCAUAUGAAAAGUUUGAAGGAGCAAGCUGCAGAGAAUGCAGCUAAUAUGCCUAGCGGCGCACCGCCUGCAUCAGGUGGCAAUAAUCCACCAGGUGGAUUACUGUUUGGCAUCGAUACUACACAACCGCCACCGGGCCCACCACCUACUGCAGGGCCACCGCCAAAAAUGCCAAUGAUGGCCAUGCAAUUCCCUAUGGCGCCUCCAAUGGGCGGACCACCACGAAUGCUCGGCGGUCCCAUGGGUCCGAUGCCUCUCUCCGGCAUACCUAUGCCACCGAACAUGGUUCCCGGUAUGCCUCCACCACAUCCGAUGAUGAUGCCAACUGGUAUGAUGCCACCAGGUUUUCCGCCUAUACCUGGUCAGGUGACCGGUGGCAAUGGUCCGCCCCCUGGCAUGGGACCACCAAUGGGAAUGCCACCGCCAGGCGGGCCAGGGCAGUUCCCACCUCCAGGCGCUAUGGUAGGUGGUGUGCCCCCACCUGCUGUUGGCAAUGUACCUUCCAAUGACGAUCAAAUGGAUAUUGAAAUGGAUGAGGAGGAUGGGCCGAAUUCGGCCAACAUACAGACGACAGUAGGUGCACCCUCUAUAAACUUUAAUCAGCCACCACCGAUGUUUGGUGGACCGGGAGGUCCAGGUGGACCCGGUGGACCAGGUCCUGAAAAUAGCGGGGGCGAUAUAUUUAGCCGUGAACGUCCACGUGACCGUGGCGGUCCCGGUGGUGGUGGCAGUCGCUGGGGUAAUCGUGGGGGCGGCGGCGAAGAAGUAGAUUUGAUUGAAGCUGCAAAAAGGUGGCGUGAAAAUGGAGGGCCGCCUAAUUUCAAUGAAGGCAAUAUGAGUGGACCACCUAACUUUAAUGAGGGUGGCAUGGGAGGCCCCCCGCCCUUUAACGAAGGUGGUAUGGGGGGUGGACCACCAAAUUUCAACGACGGCAACAUGACUGGUGGACCACCAAAUUUCAACGAAGGCAACAUGGGUGGCGGACCCCCAAAUUUCAACGAUGGCAACAUGGGUGGACCGCCUAAUUUUAAUGAGGGUGGUCGUGGAGGACGUGGUGGCGGACCAAUGAACAUGCCGCCGCUGGAUAUGAAUAAUCCACCACAUCGUCCCGAUUUUAUGAAUGAUUUUGAUGGCCGCGGAGGACCGCGCUUAAUGGGACCGCGUGGCGGCGGCAAUCACAAUGGUGACUUCUACCCCCCUAACAUGCAGAAUCGCUUCAAUCAACCUACCAGUCUUAUGCAAAUGCGUAUACCGCCACCCAAUGCGUUUAAUCAACGUAUGGGUGGGCCGGGAGGUGGUCCAAUGUUUAUGCGCGGAGGACCAGGUGGUGGCCCAGGACAAGGACAAGGUCCAGGAAGACAAGGCUUCUUCAAUCCGCGCAAUCCGUUCGAUCGGGAUGGACCGGGACCAGGCCGUGGCGGUCGAGGUGGUCGUGGAGGUCGUGGUGGUGGUCGAGGAGGCGGACCGCCGGGUCAUGGAGGUCCAAGCAAUUGGAGUGAUGAGGAAGCUGACGAUGGCAACAUGUUCAAACGGCGUGGUGGAGGACCUGGUGGGCCGGGCGGCAACCGUUUCCGGGAUCGCGAUGGGCCCGAAGAACGGCAUGUACGAGGUGGUCCAGGUGGCAACCGAAGGGGUGGCCCUGGUGGCGGUCGUGAACGCCCGGAUCGUGGCGAUCACCGAGAUAACGAGCGGGGCGACCGCGGACGAGGCGGAAACCGGCGGAACUCACGUGAGGAAACUCGCGAUGAAGCACCCAAACCAUUAACAAAGCCAGGCGCUAAAUUUGCGGACACUGAAGCUGAUUGGGAUCUAGAAUUGCAGGAUUAUAAACCAGAGAGUGCAUCAAUAGCAGGAGCGAAAGACGCUAACAGCAGUAGAACAACGAAAGAUAAAGAAGAAAAUAUAGAUAUCGCAGCCAAGAAACCAAGCCAACCCACAGGAGUGCAAAGGCAUAACCCAUUUGCAUCAGGACCAAAAGUUCUGAACGAGCCGCAAUCAAAGCAAGUAAAUUUACCGGCCAAAUUAGAGGUGCAAAAGGAAAUUAAGGAGUCAAGUGAGAGGCCGCAGCAGCAACAACCAGCAGUAGUAGAACCUACUGAAGCAAAGGCAGCGCCCGCGCCAGAAGCUGCACCGAAAGCAGCGCCAGUAAUAACGCCAACCCCCGCAAAGCCGACAGCGGAUGCUGAGAGUAAAAAGCCCACACCAAAACCAGUAGCAGCGGCAGCUGCACCAAGCACAGACUCGGUUGCACCGACACCGGCCGCCAAGGAAGCGGAAAAGCCAAGUGAAUGAAAACAUCACAGUUGCGAUGAUGGUGAUGAAUAGAGAAGAAAUUCAAUUCACACGCCUAAAUAUUAGAUGUUAGCAAAGCAAUUUUCUAUUUUUAUUUUGUUAAAUAUUAAUCUAUAAUCUAUAGAAAGUUACAUAAAAAAUAAACAACAAAUACCUAUUUUAUUGCCUAAUUUGUAAAAUAUGAAUGUAACAUGAGAAUUAUUUUACUACAACAAGAACUUUAAAGCCUGUGUCUAUAAUUUGUAAAAAAAAAAUGUAAAGAAUGUCUGCAAUCACGCAUUGAUGAAUGAAGUCGUGAGAAAAUCGCAUACAAAACAAAGGAUGGAAUCAAAUAAGUUCAAAAUUCAUAGACAAACUAUAAACAGCACUAGCAAGCAUUCAUACAAUCGAUGUUAAGAGCUUCACUGAGAGUAUUCUUAAAAACGAACCAAGACAAACCACUAUUCACAAAUGAACCAGAUUCGAAGACAAACUAAAAUUCCAUAUGUAUGUACUAUAGCCAAGUUAGAAAAGUUGUAGUUUAAAUAUGGAAGGAAUCUUCCCAAGACAGGCUUUUUUGCACACAAAUGCCAGAGAUUCAAAUACUGUUUAUUGUGUUUAUAAUAUAAAGAAUUUUCAAAGCUUAGCUUAGAAACGCCUUCCAACGCAAAUACAAAAUGAAAAACAUUACUAAAUUAACCUAUUUUGAGUUGGAAAACAUAUAACAUUACGCAUAAUGCUAACAUUCUAAACAAAGACAAUUUCAAGUGGGCGUCUCUUGAUCAAGCAAAUGCAUAUGCCAUAGCCGAACGAGGGACCUAUUUUUGAAUUUCCAGAAAAAAAGUUUUGAACGAUGUUCAAAACUCAUAAUAACUGCAUAUAAAAAUGAAUUGAUGAGUUAGUAGAUAUGUAUGUAUUCAAUUAGAUUACAGCAAAUUAUCUUACAUGUAUGUAUAUGUAAUACGGAUAUCCUUUGAACAAAUAAAUACGCAAAUUAAA